AUGGAUCCUACUGCCAGUCCUGCUGCCUCCACCCCUUCGCGACGUUCAUGCUCCGCGUUUGGCGUCCGCUGCCGCGCACUGACGGUCAACCUUAUGGAACUGAUGGACUGCAGAGAUAAGGAAAAAAUGGUCUGGACGGAGGAAGACAUCGGGUGUACGGCAGCGUACGUGGCCUUCGAACCGGAGCGGCUCUGGCAGGCCGCCAGUAUUGACGAUAAAGUGGACAGCACCGAGGCCGACUCCUACUGCGUGUUAGUUGUGUUUGCAGACAGGUCACUCGGGGUGGAUGCGGCGCUCUCGGGGCCCAGCGCGAGUACAAUAUCUGACGGAUCUGUGCUGCAGUUCCUGACAUCAAGGACGGACCUCUUAGAGCACCUUAAGUCUUCUGCACCACUGAAGUCAUCUGUGCACAGCUGUGAGGAGGGUAGAGUUGAGGGGGACGGUGUAGCUGAUGUGAUGUUGUUCACAGAUGUCGAGAUGGAGAAUUUGGACGCUUUCCAUAGACUUUCAGUUGUGUGUGUGCAGCUGGCGAUAGGGGAUGGAAGAAUGACUGUAGAUCCUGCGAAGGCGCAACAGCGUGCCGCACAGAUCAUCGAUACCGCACUGGCGCUCUCUCCAGAUUCUGCGCGUACAACUUUUUGGGUGGAUUUCACAGGUGUCCUGGAUUCCGCUAGAUGUUUGGUGCCACGCGAGCUACGUGAGGCGUGGUGGAGCCUCUCUGUUGUCACGCCGUCGUCUUUAUUCUCCUCCGCAUCUGUGGCCCCUCGUGUGACGGCGCUGGUGCCCGCUGCUGCUGUACCUCAGCUGAAGCUGCGGUAUGAACAGCUGGUGAUGGACGUGGCGGGGGCGAAGACGCAUGGUGAUGGUGGUGGCAAGGACGGAGAUGCGUUUCAGUCGCAGUCGUGCCAAGGGAUGCCACUGCGGAAGCGACGCAGAGCGGACAGGGCGCACAGAGAUGAACUCGAGUCUGCUCGUGCGCCAACUGCUCAUGAGGAGGGGGACGAUGAAGAACCGAUUUGGAAUAGGCACACCAGGAUACUGGUGGACGGUAUGAAUGACGACCGUUUGGCCUCAUCUCAUACUUCGGCAACUACAGACGAGGCGAAAGAGGAGGAUGAAGAUGACGUGCCGAUUUGGAAGAGGUAUGCUGAGACAUUAGUGGGUAAUGCGGGUGACAGGAUUCAUGAGACUUCAUCUGCGUCCGCUGUUGAUUGCGAAGACAAGGUGGAUGAGGACGAGAAUGACGAGCCAAUUUGGAAGAAGUACGUUGAGACGCUUGUGGACGGUACGAACAGUCUGACUCAUAAGUCUUCUUAUAUGAGGACAACUACAGAAGAAGUGGAUGAAGAUGGCGAACCGAUUUGUAAAAGACAGAGUGGGUUAAUGGUAGACGGUACUAAUGACGACAUCCGGAAGUCAUCUCAUUCGUCGAGAACUCUAGACAAAGAGAAAGAAGACGAGGAUGAUGAAGGUGACGUGCCGAUUUGGAAGAGGUAUGUUGAGACAUUAGUGGGCACUGCACAUGAGAGGAAACAUGAUACUUCAUUUGUGUCAAGGUUCCCUGAAGAAGACGUUGAGGAUGACGACAAACCAAUAUGGAAGAAACACAUGAGUGCGUUGAGAGAACGUGUGAAGUCGCCCUUGCGGAAUGCGACUAAAGAAUUUUCUUGCUUGUUUCUCGAAUGUCCAUGCGACUCUGUCUCGUCGUCACUCGGUUGUGAGGCGUCGAUACGAGAGCUGCUCGUGCUAUGGUCAGCGCUCGGCGUUCACCACCUACCGCGCACCAUCGUUGUGGUUGUCGAUAGCGACGAUAAGUUGGAGAGGGUUCUUCGCUCGUGGGUGCAGGUGCCAUGGAGUGAGAAUGCGCUAAUACUCCCUGUGCUUGCUGUGAGCGAUCCUACCAUUCGACGUAACUCCAGUGGUAGUGUAGCGAAGUCAUCAUCAUUGGCACCCGAGGUGCCCGACGACGUGCCGAGCUCUUGUGAGUUUCUUAAGGUCCUCGCUUUUGCUGUUCAGUACAUAGGCAUCGACGUUCAGCGCAGUGCUUGCCUCGCUGUGACUGAGCCAUUCCAGCGAGCGGCCGAACUGCUGCAUUUCCAGGCGGUGGGUGGCUACGAAAGGAUUUUUUCCUGGGCUGGGGAGCAGUCCCACGCCAAUGCUGGUACACCGCGAGGCCCAGUAGAUGUAGAGAGGGAACGUGGCUGUGCCUUUGCCGAUUUGUGCGUCAACAAUGACUUAGCACGCGCUCUGCGUGACCGGCCGCGACGGCCAGAGAUUCUGCUGCGCCGCGUAGGCUCCAUGCGAGUAGGCAUUGUACGCCCUGUUGUGUGCGAUGCCGUCGCGCUCGCCUCCACGGUUAUGACCGAGGCACGCAUGAACCCCUCCUUGAACAGCAUCGUGUCUCUCUCACCCCAGCAGCGCUCAUGGGUGUAUCGCUACAUGAUGUCCUUCUUUACAAAGGCCGUCUUCUGCGUUUCUGUUGAUGUUGUGCGGUCAUGUAACGCGGAUUACUUCUCAAGCUAUCAUUUCUCAACGGUUGGGUACCUACGGUACGAGUUGACGAGCUGGGUGCGGCGCCAUGUGCUGGUUGAUCUGCACGUUGAUCUGCAGCCGAUUUUGAAGGAAUCGUCGGUGAGGGCGGCAGGUGUGAAUAUACCUCACUGGUCUCGUGUGUUUCGGCGCCUAUCAUGCACAUGUACGCCGCGACGCCACGAAAAACUCCUCCGAACAGAAACGGGAGAGAAAAAAUGCCGUCACUUGGCACAACUGUUGUACUGGUUUCUAAGAAAGUGCGGUUCUGACUCCACCCCACUCCCGCCAAGAUUGGCGUCAGUCAAGGCUCCACGCCAAGGGCGCCGCUGCUUUUACCCGUUGUCGGCGCGAUCAGCAAACGUGGAUGGGCUGAGCGCAGUGGUGGGAAGCCAGGCGAGGCAUUCUUCGCGGAGCAUCGCUGGCAUCACGAAUGGUGGGGCUGACACCCAACCAAAGGGGGGCGAGACCAAAAGUGAUGGGCUAGGUUUUAGCAAUGAGGUGGAGGUGCUGGACUUUGCCCGUUUGCUGGGGAUGACCGCGAAAUCAUAG
Molecule: messenger RNA, 3081 nt
Organism: Trypanosoma grayi
Lineage: Eukaryota; Euglenozoa; Kinetoplastea; Trypanosomatida; Trypanosomatidae
Exons: 1
Coding region: 1-3081 (1026 amino acids)
Source: RefSeq, a predicted model, not a curated record